Malurus melanocephalus (red-backed fairy wren) is the source of this 819-nucleotide messenger RNA. RefSeq names its product BTG anti-proliferation factor 4 (gene BTG4). Gene Ontology annotation, cellular component: nucleus; cytoplasm. Gene Ontology annotation, biological process: negative regulation of cell population proliferation; negative regulation of mitotic cell cycle. The transcript is spliced from 5 exons. NCBI's taxonomy places the organism in Eukaryota, Metazoa, Chordata, Aves, Passeriformes, Maluridae. The coding region runs from base 28 to 819 and encodes 263 amino acids. The record is from RefSeq and is a predicted model, not a curated record.
GCUCCAGCUCCUCCUGGGCCUUGCUUUAUGAUGAAAGAUGAAAUUGCUUCCGCAGUCUUCUUCAUCACAAAGCUGGUGAGGAAGAAGGAGAAGCUGAGCAAGCACAAGUUGGAUAAAUUYGCGGCCAAGCUGAGCGCGAUUCUGUUUGAAAAGUACAAAAAUCACUGGUACCCCGAAAAUCCCUGCCGAGGACACGCUUUCAGGUGUAUCAGGGUGAACAGGCAGGCCAGGGAGCCCCUGCUGGAGCAGGCUUGUGCUGAGAGCGGCGUGGAGCUCACCGAGCUGAGCCUGCCCGAGGAGCUGACGCUGUGGGUGGAUCCCUUCGAGGUGUCCUGCAGGUACGGUGAGAACAGCCAGCCCUUCUCCGUGGCGCGCUUCGGGGGCAAGGAGAGCGCGGAGCUGGCGCAGCAGAUCAGCGUGGCCGUGGGCAUGGCAGCCCUGGACUGUCCCUCRGGAGCAUCCUCGGACGAGGAGAGCUCCAACCACGAGCCCCGGGCCAUCCCCACCGUCAGCAACCCCAACAGUGUGUACCAGUUUGGUGAUUUCUACCGGGCUCCUGCCCAGCCCUGGUCCCAGCACCUGCUCAGGAACCCCUACGUGGCUGAGGGUCCCCACCAUGGCCAGCACCGGGGCUACCGGAUCCACCGAGCCACGGCCACCGCCCUGGGCCCCCGGCUCGACAGGUACCACUGGGUCAACACCAAAAAGUARAGCUGGGGCUCGGCCAUCUGCUGGUGGGGCCUUGAAGGAUCUUCAAAAGAUUUGUGGUGGAAAUACAACAUGUGGGGGAAGAUAAAAACAUACCUCAAGCUGAUCUGA